This is a messenger RNA of Polyodon spathula (Mississippi paddlefish), 2293 nucleotides long. Its product is annotated as spondin-2-like. Gene Ontology annotation, cellular component: extracellular matrix. The transcript has 6 exons. Bases 66 to 1064 code for a protein of 332 amino acids. The record is from RefSeq and is a predicted model, not a curated record. NCBI's taxonomy places the organism in Eukaryota, Metazoa, Chordata, Actinopteri, Acipenseriformes, Polyodontidae. Gene Ontology annotation, biological process: cell adhesion.
CCCAGCCACAGGUGCUCCCAUCUCCUGCCUGCUUCUCUGUAACAAGAUCAUUAAUCUGGUUAAUCAUGGAAAAGCUGAUAUCUGUUUGUAAACCAAGUCAAGUUUCCUGGGUUGCCCUCCUCACAGUGCUGGGCUGUGCUAGUGCCCUGCCUGUGGAUGUGGAUUCUGUCUGCACAGCGGGAGGACAUGCAAAGUACAGACUUGCCUUCACUGGGAAAUGGAGUCAGGCUGCUUUUCCAAAGCAAUACCCUCUCUUUAGACCCCCGGCACAGUGGUCACCAAUCAUAGCUGUAACUCAUAGUUCUGACUACCACAUAUGGCGAAGAAACGAAUAUGCCAGUACCGGGGUGAGAGAGUUUGCUGAGAAAGGAGAAGCCUGGACGUUAAUGAAGGAGGUGGAGUUGGCUGGGGAGAAGAUUCAGAGUGUUUAUGGGAUUUUCUCUGCCCCAGCGAUCACCAGUGGGACUGGCCAGAAUUCAGCCGAUUUUGAAGUCUUUGCAAGGCACUCCUUACUUUCUUUCAUUGUGCGGAUCGUGCCCAGCCCGGAUUGGUUUGUAGGUGUGGACAGUCUGAACCUGUGCGAGGGGGAUCAGUGGAAAGAGCAGCUGUCCCUGGAUCUUUACCCAUUCGACGCAGGCACAGACAGUGGCUUCACCUUUUCAUCUCCAAACUUCGCAACCAUACCACAGGACACUGUUACUCAGAUAACCUCUUCAUCUCCAAGCCACCCAGCAAACUCCUUCUACUAUCCCAGACUGAAGCAUUUGCCUCCCAUCGCAAGAGUCACAGUCACAAAGCUGAAGGAAAACCAUAUUAUGAGCCUGCCUAAAGACCUGUCCCAAUCCAAUCUCAUCCCUAUAGGCAAUGAAAUAGAGUCACUUACAAAUACACCUCUUGACUGUGAAGUUUCCAUGUGGUCACCCUGGGGGCUGUGCAAAGGGAAGUGUGGCCAGACAGGCACCAAGCACAGAACGCGUUACAUCAGCCUACGACCCGCCAAUGACGGUGAGGCCUGUCCCAACCUUGAGGAUGAGAGGGAGUGCGAACCUGACAACUGCGUCUGAACAUGGACGUCACUGGACCCUCACAAACUAAGGGAUAUGUAUCUUUUCAGCUGCUGUACACCUUAUAUCCUAUGUGUGGGUAUAUUACCAUUGAAGAAAAAGAAAAACUUUGAGGUACCCAAAGAUGCUUGUUAGUGCAGUUUGACUUACUUUUAUUUCUUUACUUAUUGUGAUAGAUUUUAGUUAUAUUGCACAGGUUAGAUUCUGUAUUUGGUAAAGCUUAUAAGUAACUAAAGGAUUGAUUGGAGGAACCUAUCCCACCUAGAAAUGCCACGAAUAUCAUUUAUUAGUACCAGGGAACCACUGCAUUUAAGGGGUAAUCCUUGGUUUAAAAUAACACGCAAUACAAAAUACAGAAUACCUCUCUUGUGGCCAAAAUUAAAAAUGCAGGGAUUAACAUUUUGAAUACCAUUUCUAAAAUGAACCUAACAUUUUAAUAACAUAGAUCUACUAACACUACUUCUUGUAUCUCAAUGUCUACUUUUGAAUUCUAUUUUAUUGAUAGAUGUAUUAACUAAAUUGCUUCCGAAAACAUGUCCAUUGUUUUAAGAUCGUGCACUUACAGUAUGUUUUUUCUUAGUACAACUCUUCUUUAUUUAAUCUUGUGUCAAUUUACUAAGACAUUUGCUUUUCAAAAUGUAUGUGGCUGAUUAUACCAAUAUAGUAACUGUAUUAUGCAAAAUUUGUCUAACAUAAUGGGACACAUUUGCUUUGAUGCAAAUUUAAAACUUACCGAAUCAUACAUGCACAUGUAGGUGGGGAGAUGGGGAACUGCAUGCAGGGCAAUAUGUGAGGAAGUGUAUAUGUACGGUCAAUCGUGAGACACAGGUGCAUGACAGAAGGACUACCAAUAGAGCUGUAAUAGGAAUCUAUGUCCUAGUAUAACUUUCUGUAAUAUGGAAUUGCAGAUGUUCAGUGGCAUAAUACAGUCUUUUGCAUGGAAGGAAGGGGUGAUGGGCCGGCAUUAGCAUUCAUAGUAACAUGGCUAGUGGGAAUGGGAGCACUUUAAGAACAGGACACCCAUGAGACAGAUAUAUGACACAAUGAUAGUGUCACCUGCAAAAAUGGAAGUGUAUGAGGCACAGUUGGGCUGUAUGCGUUGUGCUGUAAUAGCAGUGUGUUCUGUAUUCUCCAGUGUUUUAGGACUAUGUUGGCAGAUAGCACAAACAUGCGUUCUGUAAAUAUCCAUCCUUAUGCAGUAAGGCAGGUGUGAAAAAAUGCUGUAAAGU